Messenger RNA from Melopsittacus undulatus (budgerigar), 2575 nucleotides. It is a transcript of the gene SLC11A2, whose product is annotated as solute carrier family 11 member 2. Gene Ontology annotation, cellular component: late endosome membrane; early endosome; extracellular vesicle. The transcript is spliced from 17 exons. Gene Ontology annotation, biological process: iron import into cell; multicellular organismal-level iron ion homeostasis; response to hypoxia. Lineage: Eukaryota; Metazoa; Chordata; Aves; Psittaciformes; Psittaculidae. The record is from RefSeq and is a predicted model, not a curated record. Gene Ontology annotation, molecular function: nickel cation transmembrane transporter activity; cobalt ion transmembrane transporter activity; manganese ion transmembrane transporter activity. Bases 340 to 2106 code for a protein of 588 amino acids.
UAACGGGAGGUAUCGAUCCGGGCUGGAACAGAGCUGCCGUUAUCAGCGCUGCACGUACCAGCACCUGCUGAAUGCGCCUUAAGCCAGACUUAGCCUCUAAUCUACGACUAACAGCGUGAACUCUGCUUCAUCGACGCCGUGCCCUAUAGGGCACAACCCACCUUUCCCCCCAAGCUAUGGGGCUGGGGUUGUGCCAUGACCCCCCAUUGAGCCGCUUUAUGGCUCCGAUAAGGGUGGAGGAGAUGGGUUGUGUUAAGGAGACUUUGAGUCGGGCUUUAGGGUGGGGACACCCCGUAUUUAAGGGCUAGGACACCCCGAAACCGGCCCGACCGCAGCACCAUGCCCAAGAAGUACAGCCUGGAGCUGGCCAACGUGGCCGAUCUAAAGCAGCUUCCAGGCCAUUGGAAGGGCUCAAGUAUGGGGAACACGGACAUGGACCAGAAGGAUUCCUAUGAAGAUACCACUGGGGAGCCCGGGGGGGUCAUCAGCACCGUAUCCAGCAGCAUGAACCCCCUACAACCACCGGAUCCAUCCUCGGAUGAGCCUUUCACCACCUACUUCGACAGCAAGAUCCCAAUCCCUGAGGAUGAGAAGCAAUCCUGCUUCAGCUUCCGUAAGCUCUGGGCUUUCACGGGACCGGGAUUCCUGAUGAGCAUCGCUUACCUGGAUCCCGGGAAUAUCGAGUCGGAUCUGCAGUCUGGGGCUGUCGCAGGGUUUAAGCUCCUAUGGGUCCUGAUGCUGGCGACCCUAAUAGGGCUGCUCCUACAGCGCCUGGCUGCUCGGCUCGGGGUGGUAACAGGACUGCACCUGGCUGAGGUCUGCAACCGGCAGUACCACAAGGUCCCUCGGAUCAUCCUCUGGCUCAUGGUUGAACUGGCCAUCAUCGGCUCCGACAUGCAGGAGGUCAUCGGCUCGGCCAUUGCCAUCAACCUGCUGUCUAUGGGCAAGAUCCCGCUAUGGGGUGGAGUGCUCAUCACCAUUGCUGACACCUUCGUCUUCCUCUUCCUGGACAAAUACGGGCUGCGGAAGCUGGAAGCCUUCUUUGGGUUCCUCAUCACCAUCAUGGCCCUCACCUUUGGAUAUGAGUACAUCACAGUCAGACCCAACCAGCAGAAGCUGCUCCAGGGGCUGUUUGUGCCCUAUUGCCAGGACUGUGGAACACCCCAACUGGAACAGGCUGUGGGGAUUGUAGGGGCUGUCAUCAUGCCCCAUAACAUGUACCUGCAUUCGGCACUGGUCAAGUCACGUCAAGUGAACCGUGCGAACAAGAGGGAGGUGCAGGAAGCCAACAAGUAUUUCUUCCUGGAGUCCUGCAUUGCUUUAUUUGUGUCCUUCAUCAUCAACAUCUUCGUCGUCACUGUCUUUGCUGAGGCUUUUUACCAGAAGAACAACACGGAUGUGAGUGCAGUGUGUGCCAACGCCAGCAGUCCCCAUUCCUCCCUCUUCCCUAAUGACAGUCGGCCCUUGGAGGUGGACAUCUACAAAGGGGGCGCAGUCCUGGGCUGUUAUUUCGGCCCCGCUGCCCUAUACAUAUGGGCCAUUGGGAUCCUGGCUGCAGGGCAGAGCUCCACCAUGACCGGGACCUACUCAGGGCAGUUCGUGAUGGAGGGUUUCCUGAACCUGCGCUGGUCCCGCUUCGCUCGGGUGCUGCUCACUCGCUCCAUUGCCAUCACCCCCACCCUACUCGUGGCCAUAUUCCAGGAUGUGGAGCAUCUAACGGGAAUGAACGACUUCCUUAAUGUCCUAAUGAGCCUCCAGCUUCCCUUUGCCCUGAUCCCAGUACUGACCUUCACCAGUCUGCCCAGUGUCAUGCACGACUUUGCCAAUGGCCUGUUCUGGAAGGUCGGGGGGGGGAUCCUGAUCCUGCUCAUCUGCAGCAUCAACAUGUACUUCGUGGUGGCCUAUGUCAUGUCCCUGCACCAUAUGGCUCUAUACAUUGGGGCUGCCGUGCUCAGCAUCAUCUACUUGUCCUUUGUGGCCUAUCUGAGCUGGCUGUGCCUCAUUGCAUUGGGAGCCUCCUUCCUUGCCUGUGGGUCCAGGCAUCACUUGAGCCCUGAGCUCUCCCUGCUCCACACUGUGGAUAUGGACACACUCGUCGCCAGAUGAUUCCCGAUCCAUGAGGAUUGAACUGGUGUCUAUGGAAAACUGGGCUCAGCACCAAACUGGGACCCCCAGUACAACCGGAGCUCAGGCAAUGGGACCCUAUGGUCCUGGGAGCACUGGGAUGACCCAUUCCUAUGGGUUAUUCCCAUCCGGAUCCGCCUGGAUCCGCAGGCUCCAUCCAGCUGCUGGUUGGAGGAUCCCAUUGAGCCCCAUUAUCCCAUCAGGCUCCAGCAUUCCGGAAUCCUGGAGCAUUGGGAACAUCCGGAGCCAAUUCCUGACCCCUUUGAUUCCAGUUUGAUGGGACUUGAUCCUGCUUCUCCUUAAUGGAAUCCGGUUUAAUUCAGCCCAUUCCCAAUGGGAACUCCCUGCAUUGAUCCCAUGCUCCGGCCGCAGCAUUCCCAGGAUAAGCUCCAUUUUAACCUCAUUCCUUCAGCUUUUGGUGUAUGUAGAAAUAAACCUGACAUGGACAGUG